This is a messenger RNA of Xyrichtys novacula (pearly razorfish), 9524 nucleotides long. The record is from the annotation of a GenBank genome assembly. NCBI's taxonomy places the organism in Eukaryota, Metazoa, Chordata, Actinopteri, Labriformes, Labridae.
ACACUAGUUACCCGCCAUCAAGCUUAGCGCAGAAGAAGAGGACCGUCGAUCCGACUGUCAACAUGGCGUUCAGUUUUGGCGGAGCCACGAGUAACACAGCGGCAAGUGAGUACAGUUUGAUUUUAUCCAUGGGUAUUCCAUUGACACGAAGAAUGUGCCGCUAGUGCUGUGCUAAAUCGAGGUUACGUUGGGAUAAAUGCAUCAGCGUUGAAUACAAAGGGCCAAACGGCAGCGCUCAUUAGCUUCUCACCCUCCGGUGUUCUGUCGAGUUGUGCUGCUCUAUCGAAAUGUGUUACCGCAGCGCCAUCAACAUAGAGGCUAUCAACAGCCCCCUUUAAAAUAGUUUGUUUAAACUGCAGUCUAGUUCAGAACCACUCGAUGUGACAAAUUGACUCACUCAAAUUUGUACUCUUAUAAUAAUGAAGAAACGGUGUAUUUGACAAUAUAUCCCAAAUUGUCAAAGGUUUAAGUUGAAUUUUAGCUAGAAAUACAGGGAGUUUGUUAAGUGCCCGGGAUGUUUGACUUUGCGCAUGCGCAGAUGUCCUUAGAACCGCUUUGUAGCGCUUAUCGAUAGGUAACACAAGUUGUUAGAACACCCGGCCCAUGGAGCCUGUAUGCUAACUGCUAUUUUUUUUUAAUGUCUAAAGUACAUAACUCAUUUUUAGAUAUGUUAUCAACUUUACUAUUUGAGUACGCCUAAUAACAUGUUAACUGGUGCCUAUUUCUUUUCUGUAACUGUCGCCAUAACGGUUACUCCUGAUAAACUCCUAUUGCUUCUCUAUUCUCACAAUAUCUCCUGCACUACAGUAGUGAGCUUGUACAGUGUAGCUGUAACAUCACCGUCCCUACAUCUUACACUCAUAGCACUCUCUAUGUUCUUGUGAAGACACGUCCGGGUUUUCAUUCGGUUCAUUUGGUCCCAAAACCACAGCAUCAACUGCAUUUGGCUUUGGCACCGCUGCCACCACCACCACCGCCUCGUCCGGAUUCGGCAGUAAGUCCAGAGUGAUGAUCUUCUCACUGAAGUGGGCACCUGCCCUCUCCUCUCCUCGCUUGUCACCUGAAGUAAUCUGCUCGGUUGUGUUGUAGAUCAUAGUAAGCCUCUUGUCAGCCUUGUUUGUAAAUGUCUCAUACACCUGCAUUGGCUUCAGGGAUGGGCCAGAUUGUUUAAAAGCUCCUGUUGGUAAAGACAACAAAAAAUAACAACAGAGAAUAUGGACUUGUGGUGACAAUGGCAAUGAGAAAUAGAGAGUGAAAGAGCCUUGGUCAAGAGCAACAAAACUAGGGUAUAUAGGCGGGUGCAUUUAUGGAAAAAACCACCUAACCCUUAAAAAAUUCUAACAAAAGGUUUCUGAGCUGAGUCCCCUCCUCCCCUUCUUCUGACUUUACAGACAGAUUAAAGCCAGUUCUAACUAUGAGUACAUCUCCACCUCACGUUAGUUUACAGUUUUUUUUCUUUCAGUGGAAAACAUCCAAAAAUGCCCCCUGUACAGAUGAUGAGACACUUACAAACAAGGACAACUCUGCUGUCAGAGUUUCCCCAUAAGUUUUCGUCAGCUCUCUCUGCUGGUGUUGGCAGGAUUCUUUCAUCAUUGGGGUAUAAAAUGCAUAUCAUUGCUGCUGUUGUAAUCCUUAAUCAAAUCACACGCCAGGUUAACUUUUUAUUGUGUUUGUACUUUUUCUUCAAAGCUCUUACAGCCCCUGGUUUUGGGGCAGCUACAACCACUGCUGCUGCACCAGCCACAGGAUUUAGUUUUGGCUCCACCAACACUGGUAAGAUACACACAGUGGACAAAGCACCUCCUCUUUAUUAGUCCUGUCUUUAUGAAGUCAGUCUGAGACUUUUUGAUUUGAUAUGAUGAGGCCCUGGACUCUCUAUGGGCUGUGUAUAAGAAGUAGGUGUAGCCGCAUGAUUUCAACAAAGCAUUUGUAGACAUGGGACAAGCAUUCUUGUUUCCCCUUCUGUCUACUACUUGUAUGCAGUCUCUAGCCUUUUCUAACCCUGACCUCUAAUCCUUUAACUCCCUCAUGUCAUUCUCUCUUUUUUCGCUGCCUGCCUCUGCUGGCUGCAGGAUUUGGGGGGCUGGGAGCUGGAAACACCACGGCUGGUGGGUUUAGUUUUGGGGGGUUUGGUUUAAAUGCCAACCCAGCAGCAGUCAGCUUUAAUGUGGGGUGCUUUGGUACAGCAACCACCACUGGCACUGUUUUCAAUUUUGGUAAUAGCCUGGCUAGCACAGGUAGAUGAUCAAUUAAUCAGUACAAGUGUGUGUCUGUAAACCCUCAUUUUCAUCCAUUCUCACAUCUAUUUGUUGUUCAUCUCAAAUGUCCGUCUCAUUCGGUGUCAUGCCUUGUUGUUUCCAUUUGCAUGGGGAGACAAACUUUUGCAUUAUACACUUACUGUCCAUCACAGCUCACCGUAUUUGAUAAGACAGGAGAAACAACGUGGAGGGACAGACAAGCCUGAUUUGCUUUUCAUUGAUUCUUAAAAUCAAAAUAUGAUUUAUUUAACUAAUCCGUCAAAUAGUCAGCAUCUUAAUUGUGUGUCACCUCCUUUUCGCAGUUGUCAUCAUUUGUGUUGUUUUUCAGGUACAUUUGGUGGCUUCGGGACGACUACAACAACCGCCGCUGCAACAGGGUCCACCUUUAGCUUUGCAACACCCUCCAACACUGCAGGUCUGCAGCAUGAUUUCCUUCAACCUUAACAAGCUUUCCCACCUUUUUAUUCUCAUUUUGGUUGAUGAACAGGAAUAAAGCAUGUAUGUGUGCGGAAAAUUGUCUUUUAAAGAAGAAAAAAGGUCAAAAAUAGAGAAAGGUUGUUUGCUAAGGCUGUUCGUGUGUGUGUUUAAGUGUACAAAGACAAAUGUUUAUCUGUUGAUGUGUAUAUUGAGAGAAAAAGAAAAGAAGCUUGAAACAUUUUUCAUUUUUCAAGAGGGGCCUUGUUGAAAGUUUGGGAAUUGAUGUGUUGUUAACAGGUUAUUGUUACUCAAAUGAUUCUGCGGCAUUGGGGGGUGAAUUGCUCCCUGGUGUAAGGGUUUUUAAGACACUAUGCUGUUUCAUUGGCUCCUGCUGUUUUGCAACGCUGUGUUCACCCAUCACUUCAUGAUCACAGGUUUCAUUACCAACUCACAGCACAGAAAGACUAACCCACUGAGCAUUUUUUGGUCUAAAAGAGGUCUAAAUGUAGCCUAGACGACUGGUCUAAAAUUAGGCUUCCACAGGUCGAAAAAUGAAAGUUUUUCAGACAUCUAAAUUUAGACCAAGUUUAGACUAAAUCUAAAUCUGGGCUAUAUCUAUACUACACUGUAUAUUGCUCAAUGGCUAUCAUAGUUAUUUUGGUUAAGUACUUGGAUAUCAGUUAUGAAACUCACAGUUGCUUUUUGAAAUAAAUAGUUAUCGAAUAAUCGGUUAGAGUGCAACGUCUAAAUUCCAUCCAAAAAUAUACAGAAUCUAGAUGGUUGAGAUUUGGUAAAAAAAAAAACUAGACAUCUAAAGCUAGGGCUGGGACGAUAUGAUUUUCUCCAGAUUCGAUUGUUCUACAAUUUUUUGGAUGCCGCUUCAAUAUAAAUUGCGAUUCUAUGAUAUUGUCAAUUUCCUCGUUUUUCAGUCUGCAUUUAUUAACACCGGUGAAAACAGUUGAAUGAUUAUGAUUGUCUACUGACUAUUCCAGGAACCGUAUUUUCCCCCAAAAAAUACACAUCACAUGUAAGUCAGUUUUAAAGAUUUAUUCUUAAAUUUGGGGGGAAAAAUGAUUUUUGAACAAAAGAAUCGAUUUAAAAAUUGUAAAACAAAAAAUCGUGAUACUUUUGUGAAUCGAUUUUUUUUCUCCCACCCCCACUAAUAACCGUCUAUUGCUCAGUGGGAAAUGUAUCGAUUGGCUCACCCACAUCUAUUCAGCUCCUGAAAACAAUAUUACGUUUUUGUCUGCUGUAUGAAAAUCAAGCGUGAUGACUUACCCGACUACUUAUCCUCCACUUAAUUCUUUGAUGGCUAGUUUUGCCUCUGAGAUUUCUGGAUGAUGCAGACUAAUUGUGCCCCGUUACAGAGACUUAUGACUGAAAAUAAGUGUCACAGAAAUCUUGAAGUGAAUCAAGGUUUAGUCUUGAGUAUGAUAUUAUAAAAAUGAAAGUUUAAAUGGUAAAACUGACUUUCUUCGAUGUUUUGUUGAUGUCCAUCAGUCUGUUUAUUUUUCCUCAUAUCUACAGCUGUUCUGUUGCAUUACUAAAAUUCUGCUCUGUGAAUUUGCCACAAGAUGUCUCUCUCUCUCUCUCUCUCUCUCUCUCUCUCUCUCUCUCUCUCUCUCUCUCUCUCUCUCUCUCUCUCCUCCCCUCCUAUCUCCUAUCUGAACUGUGUAUACGUCCCUGCUUUUGCUUCUACAGUAACCCCUUCUGCCAAGCUGAAAGCAUGUUUCCCAGGUUCCCCUUGGCUGACACACUUAACCAGUUCUCUUAAACCUAAAGGCCGAUGAAAGUUACUCACUCUUUUGGCAUGUUCUUCUGUUUUAGGAGGUCUUUUUGGUAACACACAGAACAAAGGGUUUGGGUUCUCUUCUGGGCUCGGCACCGGGACAGCUACUGGGACAACAGGAUUUGGAACUGGAUUAGGAACUACUGGUCUGGGUGGGUUUGGAGGAUUUAAUAUCCAGCCAACUCAACAGCAAGGUGAGGGUCUGCAGUGAGAGUUUCUCCCUAAUCCUCAGAAAUGAUGGUACCGGCCUGUAUAUUCUCUGCUGACAGACUUCAGCGCAUCAGCAUACAUAAAGUGCCUUUGCAUCAGUGUCCAUGUUUAUUUUUUUGCUGGCAUAUAACAAACGGCUGGUGUUGGCUUCAAUUUUCACAAUCGAUGCAUCUCUGAUUGAUUAUAGUGCUAGUUCAGGCAGGCUACUAAGUCAAGCUCAACCUUCAGAUCAGUCAGCUAAUCUUCACAACAGCCAGUAUCAGCUGGAGUCCAGCAAAACCUUAACUUCUCCCAAGAUGCAUUGAGAAGGAAAAAGAGUCAAAAACGGUCGCAACUCCAGCAGCUCUUCAAGUAAAAGAACAACUUUAUAAAUCGACUGAUGUGUUUUGGCUUGCAGCGUUUAUCAAGGUCGUGACCCAGUGUGUCAAAAUGGGCGUUGAAUCUUAACUGCUUUAGCUUACCUUCUCUUGCUGCCUCCUCUUUGCUACCUGCCUCCACCUGAGCUCCUCCUCCUUUCUGCUGUGUCUGAUUUUUACCUGAUUCAUUUGUAUCGUCACUCAUGCCCGCUCUGUACCCUGCGGGUCUUUGCUGCUGCUGCUCUCCCCACCUUGGUCUUUCACUCGCAUUUUUUAAAUGAAGGGCAUGGAGCUCCUAGGACUCACUUUAACUUCCUCCCAGGUCUUUUUCUGGCAUGAAAUCUGUACUUUUACUCGCGUAUGAAUUUCAAACACUACAUCCACCACAGUGAACACGUAAGCAAAACAUUUCUACACCUGGCCUGGCAGAUAAUACAAAUGAUGUAUGUUUCAAACCAAUGUUGUAGUACACAAAUUAAGCAUUUGUUUAUGUUAGUUCUUUAUACAUGUUGCCUGGAGAAAGAGACACACAUAAAACAUGCCUUUUGCUUUGAAACAACUUUGAAAGACUACAGUCAUUGCAGGUGGGAGGAGUACAGCAUUUUGGACAUGUCAAAGAACUCCUCACAGAAGCACGAACUUUGACAGAGAUGUGUUCAGGGGCAGUCAGAAAAGUAAGAGAGAUGCUAAAGUCACCAGGACUGUUUUCACAUUCCUCUUGAUAAUGAUAGCAUUAGCCUCUCAAGAGACUCAACCACUGGGAGCAAGACGUCUAGUUUGUUAAAUCUUUAUUAUUUUACGGCUUUAUUUCUCAAGUAACCUCAUCUAAAUAAUAGAUGAAAUGCUGUUCUCCCAUCCCACAGCAGUGCAACAGUGUAACCGAAAAAUACAGUAUCUAGAACAGCAGCCCUGAAAGACAAACCUGCUUCUGAUAGCAGUUGGGCUGCAGAUGUUCGGGAGUUUGUCAGACGCACGAGGCUUAGUGACUCGACUACAACACAGUUUGAAACACAACCAGCAUACAGAAAAUGGUGCUUUUAUGUUUGUAUUUUCUUCCCAUUCAGAAUUUUUGACACAAAUAAAACGGCCAACUUACACAGCUCUACACCUGAGCUGUACAUCUUCAUCACUGCAGAGGGAAAAUUUCAGACAAAACAUCAUCAGCCAAACGCUUUAGUUUAAUUAAUUUAUGUUGAUGUGAUGUUUUUGUUGUGUAAAAAAGGAGGAAAAUCUUAUCCCUCCUAUAAUGCACCUUUUCCUCCCCCUCUCAGGUGGUUUAUUCGGCCAGCAGGCCCAGCAGCCAGGUCAGCCUCAGCCCACCCAGCUCUACCAGCAGGUCACUGCUCUCUCAGCUCCCACCUUGUUAGGAGAUGAGCGUGACUCCAUCCUCGCUAAAUGGAACCAACUCCAGGCUUACUGGGGCACCGGGAAGGGCUUCUACAGCAAUAACAACCCGCCUGUUGACUUCAACCAGGAGAAUCCCUUCUGCAGGUUUAAGGUAACUGCUGAUGGUCUAUUGGAGCAGUGGCGAGUUUGUGAGGGUUGAUUUGACCAUAAAUAAGGAACGGUUGUCCUCUUUGUCUUUUUGUUUCCCAGGCGGUGGGCUACAGCUGCGUCCCGAUGAGCAAGGAUGAAGAUGGUUUAGUGGUCCUGGUCCUCAAUAAAAAGGAAGCUGAUGUGCGAGUGCAGCAGCAGCAGCUGGUUGAGUCCCUCCACAAGAUCCUGGGGAGCAACCAGUCGCUCACAGUCAAUGUAGAUGGGGUCAAAGCCCUUCCCAGUGACCAGUAAGCUUCUCUAACAUGUCACACAGCACUACUCUCAACACACAGAUUGUUGAUUUCUUUGAAGUUGUCAGAAAUUGAUAUGAAACAAAAUCUCCCCUCUGUGCCUCUCAGGACGGAGGUGAUUAUUUAUCUAGUGGAGCGCUCUCCUAACGGCACCUCCAAGAGGAUACCAGCCACCACCCUUUUUAGUUAUCUGGAGCAGGCCAACAUCAAAGUCCAGCUCACGCAGAUCGGGGUGGCCAUGUCUCUCACGCGCACAGAGCUGUCCCCGGCGCAGCUCAAACAGCUGCUGCAAAACGCACCUGCAGGUAAAUGUUUGUGUCCGCAAUCUCUGCUGAGUUCAACAAAAUGAACUGGAACUGAGGAAGCUGUUUCUUCUCACCAGGAGUUGAUCCGAUUAUCUGGGAGCAGGCCAAAGUGGACAACCCAGACCCUGAGAAGUAAGCUGGGUGACUUCCAUAAAGCAUACUUACUUUGAAUUAAGUAUGAUGUCUAAAUUAAAGGGAUAUUCCGGCGUGAAAUGAAGUUGGGGUCAAACACACCGUAACACCGAGUUGGCCCCCCCUUUGAGAGAUGAAUGUUGCCAACCGCUUGCUUCUCUAGCUAUACCGACUUUAGUAACGACCCCUGUAGUCCAUAAAAGACUGACCCGAGGUCUCGCUACAAACAAGCGGCUGCUGGAAGAGAGUAGGUGAGUUGUGUUUAGUCUCUUUGCUAAAGAAAUCAGGCAAAGUUAAAAAGAUGUUUGGUGGCUAGUACUAUGGCUAAGACCCUACAUGUCCUGUUGAUGAAGUUAGGUGCUGUUCUGAGCAUUAUUUGUGGCUAUAGAGUGGUGUUUUGGUUGAGCGCGUGGCUCUCUGCAUUGCUAUCGUGCGGUCGUUACUAAAGUUGGUAUAACUAAAGAAGCAAGCGGUCAGCAACAUUCAUCUCUUGACGGGGUGUCUAACUCGGUGUUCUGGUGUGUUUGACCCUAACUUAAUUUUACGCCGGAAUAUCCCUUUAAUUCAAACUAAUACACCAUCAUAAUGUUACUGGUCAUUAUAGUUUUCUUCUCUUUUCCCAGAUUGAUCCCGGUACCUAUGGUGGGUUUUAAGGAGUUGCUCCGCAGGCUGCAAAUCCAGGAGCAGAUGACCAAACAGCACCAGACCAGAGUGGAUGUAAGUGAGAUCAGUGCGGUCUGAUCCUGCUUGUCUGAGUUGUCUGAGUAUGAACAGGGACGAUACAAUGCACACAAAUCUUACAGAAAGGAAGUUGAAAGUGGUUUUGUUGUGUCAAGGACAGAGGACACAGAUGUCCAGUGCAUGAAUUAGUGCUGCAAAGGAGGAUAAUGAGAACUUAAAGACAUCAUCUCCUUGGUUUAGUUUUGAGUUUAUAUCACAGACUUAUUCAGUAUAUAAUGUCACUCUGUGCUGCAGAUCAUCUCCAGCGACAUCAGCGAGCUGCAGAAGAACCAGGCGACCACAGUGGCCAAGAUUGCCCAGUACAAGAGGAAGCUGAUGGAUCUCUCCCACAGAGUGCUGCAGGUAGCUGCCUCACCUUUUUUUUCAUUUCUGCUGGGCUCAAGUGCAGUUCCAGUGUCUUAUCUCAGUGAAAUGGAGCACUCUUUUUUUUUCUCUGCCUCAGGAUUUAUGCUCUUCUGUUUGUUUACCCUGCUCCAACCACUUCUGGUUUUGUAUUUCCUGUCAUGUUUCAUUCCUCUUGAAGGUGCUGAUCAAACAAGAGAUUCAGAGGAAAAGCGGUUAUGCUAUCCAAGUGGAUGAGGAGCACCUCAGGGUGCAGCUGGACACCAUUCAGUCCGAGCUCAAUGCUCCCACACAGUUCAAGGUGAGGGUCUAAACUGUAGCAAGUGCUCAUUUUUUCACUUCAUAAGCAUUCCUACUAAAAGGGAAAUAAGGAAUAGCUUUACAGUUUCAAAUUGAAUAUUCUGAGCUCUACUCUAGGCCACAAACCAAAGUAUGUGUUCCUGACAUGAUGUUUUUCAAAGAUAUUUUGCUGUAUUUAUUUAUUUUUUCUCUUCCAGGGUCGGUUGAAUGAAUUGAUGUCCCAGAUCCGCAUGCAGAAUCACUUUGGAGCUGUCAGAUCUGAAGAGCGCUACAGUGUUGACGCAGACCUUCUCAGAGAAAUUAAGCAGGUAAGUCAGCACAUCCACACAGCGCAUCUGAAUAUAAAGCCGUUACCCUGUGAUUCGACCUCUUGACCUGUUUUGACGUCUCUCACUUUCAGCACUUGAAACAGCAGCAGGAGGGUUUAAGUCAUUUGAUCAGCGUCAUUAAAGACGACUUAGAGGACAUCAAACUCAUAGAGCACGGGCUGAGCGACAGUGGACACUUGAGAGGAGGCAUCCUGAGCUGAGUCGACCCACUUAACACACACGCACAAUACACACCCCGACUCUGUUAAGGUGUCAUGCCUAUCACUCAGACCAGGCAACAUGUCCUUGGCUGUGAUAUCUGAAUAAUCUUGACAACGACUGGUUAACCUGUGCUUUCUGGGCUGAUUUAGAAGCCUUUUGGACUUAUACCAUCUAUCAACAGCUGGCAAACCCCAUGUUAAAUCAGAUUAUAAAUAUCAGACUACAAAUGUUACCAGCAAGUUAAGUUUCCCGGCUGAGUGUGUGUUGGAAUAAACAAAUUGUAAAUACAUGUAUUCUUGUAUUUCUUUUUUUAAUGCUGUUAUUGGAAUAAUAAAUUUCAUUGAAUUUGAAAACAAG